AACGAAAUAUUUUUACCAGCAAAACUUUAUUUUUUUCGAUCAAAAGUUCCUUUCAUUGAUACAAUACAUUCAUUAUUAUGUUAAUGAUAAAUAGCGCUUAUCCUCUACAAUAAUAAUAUAUAUAGACAUUAUUUUCUCUUUUUCCUCAAGUAUUUCAGAUAUCGAAAAAAAAACAUCAAAAAAAAUAUGUUUCAAGAAAUACCGCUGAUUAGAUUUUCAUAUUAUUACAAGAAAAUAGGAAAAUGGAUAAGGAAGAAGUGCAAUAAUGUUGCACCAAUAAAGCGAAAUACACCAAAUAAAAAAAUAGAUACAUCAACACUAAAUGAAAAACCAACAUUAAAUGAAAAAAUAAAUACAUGUGAAAAAUCAACUUUAAAUGAAGAAACAGAUACAUCAACGCUAAAUGAAAAAUCAACUCUAGAUGGAAAAUCAGAUACAUCAACGCUAAAUGAAGAUACAUCGAAUGAGACAGCAUUAAGUGAAAAAACAGAUAAUGAAGAGAGGGAAAACACGCCGUCAACUAAAAGAACCUUUAAUUCUCUGAGAACCUUUUCAAAACCCUUUAAUUCUCUGGGAACCUUUCCAAAACCCUUUAAUUCUUUGACAAAAAUCUUUAACUUUCUAAAAACCUUUAAAUCUUCGAGAACCAUUAAUUUUCCAAUAAUAAUCUAUUGUGAUGAACUUAAACCAAUAAUAUAAGCUUAAUGUGUACUC
This is a messenger RNA of Rhizophagus irregularis DAOM 181602=DAOM 197198, 714 nucleotides long. RefSeq lists its product as uncharacterized. The record is from RefSeq and is a predicted model, not a curated record. Lineage: Eukaryota; Fungi; Glomeromycota; Glomeromycetes; Glomerales; Glomeraceae.